Molecule: messenger RNA, 852 nt
Organism: Schistosoma bovis
Lineage: Eukaryota; Metazoa; Platyhelminthes; Trematoda; Strigeidida; Schistosomatidae
Source: the annotation of a GenBank genome assembly
AUGACACCAGAACAAAAAAAAAUAGGUUUCCCACCUGGUGUGAGCAUCGAAAUGAUUCUUAAGGCUUACGAGAAAUAUAAAACAAUAUUUGAGGGUUACCAGCGUCAUCGUCAAGUAGACACCAACCAACCAACCAAAUCAGUCACCAAAGAAGAAACAAAACAGUCAAAUACCACUGACUUACCUUCAAACGAUGAUAAAAAAGUAUCUGGGUGUCCAUCAAGCGUCACAAACUUAACAUCGAAAAGUGAAGAAAAUGAUGAAUUUAAAGUUUAUCAGGCAGAUCCCGAUUGCUACAACGGAGCCAAUAGAGAUAAAUACACAUGGAGCCAGACUAUCAAGGAUAUUGAUAUUAAAAUAAAGAUACCAGAAAACGUGGAUGCUCGCAAUAUUUCUGUUAAUAUUGAACGCAAACAUAUUCGUGUUUCAAUUCAAAAAGACAAGAAAGAAAUUUUUUGUUUCGAUGGGGAUUUGUGUUGGGAGAUUCACAAGAAUGAUGCUAUCUGGACCUUCCACUCCAAAGAAAAUCAAAUCCAGCUGUGUCUUGACAAGGUUCAGGAACGGUGGUGGGAAGCUGCUUUUGAUGGGGAAGACAAACUAAACACACGGAAAAUCGAUUGCUCUCGGCCUAUGCACGAACUAGACGAUGAGGCGCAGGCUAAAAUCCAACAGUUAAUGUACGAUGAACAGCGCAAACGCCAAGGACUACUUACUAGCGAACAAGAAAAAAUGAAAAACAUACUCGCCAGUGCUUGGAACAAAGAGGGUUCACCUUUUCGAGGAACUCCGUAUGACCCUAGUCAAGUCAAAAUAGACGGCACAAGUAUGCACAUUCAAACCCAACCGAUGUGA